Messenger RNA from Miscanthus lutarioriparius, 1860 nucleotides. The record is from the annotation of a GenBank genome assembly. Lineage: Eukaryota; Viridiplantae; Streptophyta; Magnoliopsida; Poales; Poaceae.
AUGCUCCCGGAAGACGCGGCAGCGCAGGGGACGCCCGGAGGCGGUGGCGCCGCCGGCGACCGCCUCAGUCGUCUACCGGACAAGAUCCUCCUCCGGGUCAUGUCGCACCUCAAGGCGUGGGAGGCGGUGCGCACGUGCGUGCUCUCCCAGAGGUGGCGCCACCUGUGGGCCUCCAUGAACCGCCUCGACAUCCGCAAGCCGUGCCCCUGCGUCGACGACGGCGACAUCAGCGCCGACCAUCCCCGGACGACGGCGUUCGCCAAAUUCGUCAAGAACCUACUGCACCGGCGGCGGCAACUGGCGCCGCUGGACUCGCUCCGCCUCUGCUGGAGCCACGAGGCCCUCGACGGGGAGGCCAACUCCUGGAUCGCCUACGCCGUCAGGCACGGCGCGGAGGAGAUCGAGCUCUCCGGGGAGCAUCACGUCGUGUACCCGUCGCCAGAGUACACGAGCUUCGUUAUUACUGACGACGACUUCAUCAAGACUCGCCUCAAGAUCUUAAAGCUUAUCCAUGUCCGGCUGGAUGACACCACCCUCACGCAGCUCAGCUCUAGGUGCACUUGUUUGGAAGAGAUAGAGCUCAAGGACUGUCAAAUACCCGAGGCCGCCAAGAUUCGGACCACCAAGCUGAAGCGUUUGGCCAUGAUCAAGUGCAAAAUCCCCAACGGCUGCUUGGUUUAUGCUCCCAACCUUGUUUCGCUCUGUUGCAGCAGGCCUUUUGGGUAUGUUCCUUGGAUCGAAAACUUGGGAGCACCUAAUGAGUACCCUAAAUACACGGACCCUGUUUCCUGCAACCUCAAGAUCUUGCAGCUCUCUCAUGUCCAUCUGGAUGACACCACCCUCAGGCAGCUCUGUUCUAGGUGUACUUCUUUGGAAGGACUAGAGCUCAAGGAUUGUUCGGUAGAGGGCAGGGAGAUUGGAUCCAUCUCGCUCAAGUAUUUGACUACGAUCAGCUGCAAAUUCGCUAUUGGGUUCAGGGUUCAUGCUCCAAACCUUGUCUUGCUGCACUGCAUCAAGCCUUUUCAACACUUCCCUCAGAUCCAGAAAAUGGAAUUCCUAGUCACAGCAGCUAUAGUUCUUGAUGACUCUUGCUUACUUUCUGAUUGUCAAUGGCCACAGGAGGAGGAUGAGUCAGAUGAUAACAGCAACAAUGAAUCUGAUGGUGACUCUGGUGAUAGCAAACACAACGAAUCUGAUGGUAGUAGUAUCUACUAUGAUUCUGAUCGCGAUCGGUCCGCACCAAGUGAUGAAGAGGACGAUGACUGUACUCUGAGUUAUAGUGUGAUUGCAGUGGACAGAUACAGAGAAUCCAAGUAUUUGAUUAAUGGCCAUAAACGCAGAGGAGAUGAACAUGAACCUGUGAAAAGUUGUGAUGAAGAGUAUGGGACCAAGAUUUCUAGUGACUUUGGUGGUAUUGGUAUGCUUUGGAGCCUCUCACAUGUUAAAACAAUGGACCUGUUAGCUCAUCCAGGAGAGGUGCUGCUUACAAGGGAAUUGAAAUCUAGCACUGAAUUCAAAAACCUGAAGAUUCUGUCCCUUGGUGAAUGGUGUAUAACUCCUGGCUUUGAUGAGUUAGCAUCCAUACUUGGGCACUCACCAAACUUAGAGAAGUUUUUUCUUCACCUUGACAUGGCAUAUAACAAAAGAUUGGGAUUCAUUCGAAGUACAAGCUCAUUCGUGUGCACUAAGCUGAAGAUGGUGAAGAUCACAUGCUGUAAGCGUGAUGUGAUGGUCCAUAGAUUGGCAGAAUUCUUCGGUGAGAAUAGCAUACCACAUGAGAUGAUUUUUGUCCAUCGGACUGCCUGCUCUGGAUGUCAGGGAAGGAAGGCUCCAGGUGAAGCGCAAGGUGCAAAGCUUUAG